AUGACGAAGCGUGCCAGCAGUCCAGACGCCAAUCGCCGGCGCGUCAAGCCGACGCCUGUCGAUUUGAACAAGUUCCGCGUCACAAAUCUCAAUGACGGCGAAGCCGUGCAUCAGACAUGUAUCUUGAUCGAUGGCGAGUGUCCGAGUCUGGGCUAUGCCGAAGACACCAGCUUCGUCUCCGUCUCGUCGACCGACCAGGUGAGCCAAGUUCAGCAUACGCAAAACUGGCCAGUGGCAGCAGCAGCACAGGGCCAGUGGAAAGCGCUGGUCAUGCUGUCGCCGGGGGUCAACAGCCUCGUCUUCAAACUCCAUCAUGCUAGCGGGGUUUCCGAUACGAUUGAAAUGAACGUGACGUAUCAGCCGCUGCUCCAGCUGCCGCCGCUACAUCUAGCUAUCCUUGUAGCAAAGGACUCGUCCCUGUUGAUGGACUGUCCGCCGGCCAAGUUUGGCGGGAUAUCGACUGCCCACAGCAGUAUCGAUGCAGCCAUUUCCAAAUUCCGCGUUGCGGCGUACAUGUGGCAGGCGCUGACGGCCGAGGAUAUGCGUCAAAAGGGCUUUGGACGACGCUCGUUCCGGCUCGACGAGGAAUGGGUCCCAAACACUACACUACAAAAAACCCACCAGUCGGCGCACGAGGUCGCAGCCAGCAGUAUGGGCUGCAUGGCCAAGGUACAUCUCAUCCGGUCCGAAAAGACCGUGGCCCAGCUCCGAGACGCCAAUGUCGCUCAGCAGAACCCACGCGGGCACCGCAGGGAGGCAUUGCAUGAGUACUUUGAGUCAGCCCUGAAAUCCCACGGAGCGCCCUUUGACUCAACCUGCCAUCCUGUCGUCGCGGGCAUGAUCUUGGAUUCGCACUUUGAUCCAGAGACCUCGCUCAUCCUGGGCCACGCCGCGCUGGGCUGCCAUAAACCAAACGGAAUGUCCCUCGGCAUCUUCGGCAGCCACCUCACCUACUCCUGGCCGCGUUUUAUGGAAGAAAUCCCAGCAUGUCUGACCGAUACCACCCGCACUGGCGAUAUGGUUGGCAACGACAAUGGCGAGUGUGACACAAUGCGCGGCGCGUGUUUUGUCGGCCAGGGCGCCUUUUUGCACGAGGUCGGUCAUGCUUUUGGCGCAAACCAUACGACUGGAAUCAUGGCUCGCGGGUACAGCAAACACUGGAGUCGCAAUUUCCUCGCAAGUGCAGCAGAUAGUCAAGAAAAUCAGGCCAAAUGGGAUCUGCGAGAUGUGCUCAAGUUCAAGCUUCUGCCGCACUUUCGACUGCCGGGCGAGCAGCUCGUGACGGCUGAUUUCAAAAGCGCUUAUAUCACGAUCGAUGGCACUCCAGACGUCGAUGAUGACGGCGAAGAGAUACAAAACGCCGGUCUCAAGAUAGCCUGUGCGGCAGGACUGGCUCAAAUCACAACUACAAGCGGUGACGACAAGAAGACAUUCGACUUUACCGCCGAUAAAGCAGACCCUCCAAAGGAGUUCUUAUUCAACGACAUCAACGAACAAUACGACAACCAGCAGCCGCUCAAAAUCGAGGUUCUGGCAAUGAACGGCAAGGAGCGCGUUGUCGAUGCAUGGAAGCUCCUGAGGCAAGGGAACCAGUCCAUCCUCCGCAUCCCUCAUAGCAGCAUAGUCCUUAACAAAGAAUCCGCUAGAUCCGAUGAGUUCCAUGAGGAUACUGACGGCAACGACGACCAGGAAAGGUUUAUACCGUGGGCAUUUUUGCUGCGUGAGCGCGGUCACGAUGGCAAUCUGCAUCGCGCGACUUCGAUUGAUCUGCGAGUUGGGUGCACCAUGGAUGGCGCGAGGGUGUAUUUUGCCGAUGGCCACUAUGCAAACUGCGGUCCGAUGAUGAUGAACGGGGCGCGGCACGAGUUUGGUGGACAUGCCUCUGAACGCCACGAUAUCCCCGAGGGUGUGACAAUCGUUGCUGUAGAGGUUGCCACCGAGAGUCAAGGAUGGGGCAGCUUGGCUGGCAUCCGGAUGACGCUGAGCAAUGGCCAGGUCUGGGGAGAGCUCAACGCAGAGUCAAACGCCGAAAGCGUGGUCACUCUUAAGCCGGGCGAUGGGGAUGUUAUCGUUGGCUUCUAUGGACAGAGCGAUCGCCACUCUGGAUACACGUAUGAGUUUGGCAUCAUGACCGCACCAGAGGGGUUUGAGUUGCCGGAGCAAGUUUAUACCAUGCCGGAGCUGAAGAAUUCUUCCUGA
This is a messenger RNA of Talaromyces rugulosus, 2199 nucleotides long. RefSeq lists its product as uncharacterized. Bases 1 to 2199 code for a protein of 732 amino acids. The record is from RefSeq and is a predicted model, not a curated record. The transcript has a single exon. Gene Ontology annotation, cellular component: cytoplasm. NCBI's taxonomy places the organism in Eukaryota, Fungi, Ascomycota, Eurotiomycetes, Eurotiales, Trichocomaceae.